Messenger RNA from Nothoprocta perdicaria, 7593 nucleotides. It is a transcript of the gene STOX2, whose product is annotated as storkhead box 2. Bases 15 to 2795 code for a protein of 926 amino acids. The transcript has 4 exons. Gene Ontology annotation, biological process: positive regulation of transcription by RNA polymerase II. The record is from RefSeq and is a predicted model, not a curated record. Lineage: Eukaryota; Metazoa; Chordata; Aves; Tinamiformes; Tinamidae. Gene Ontology annotation, cellular component: nucleus; cytoplasm. Gene Ontology annotation, molecular function: DNA-binding transcription activator activity, RNA polymerase II-specific; RNA polymerase II transcription regulatory region sequence-specific DNA binding.
CGCGGGCCCUCAGCAUGAAGAAGACGCGGAGCACGACCUUGCGGCGGGCCUGGCCGAGCUCCGACUUCUCGGAGCGCGCCUCGGAGCGCGCGCGGUCCCGCAGCGAGAAGGACUACCGGCUGCACAAGCACUUCCCGCCCGCCUUCCUCUCCCAGGCGUCGCGGGGCUACAUGACAUCAGGUGAUGUGUCACCCAUCAGCAUGUCUCCCAUCAGCCAGUCGCAGUUUAUUCCACUCGGGGAGAUCCUUUGCCUGGCCAUCUCAGCAAUGAACUCUGCCCGAAAGCAAGUCACGCAGGAAGCACUAAUGGAGCACCUGACAACCUGCUUCCCAGGGGUUCCAACACCCAGCCCUGAAAUCCUUCGGCAUACCUUGAAUAUGCUGGUGCGGGAGAGGAAAAUAUACCCCACUCCGGAUGGUUAUUUCAUUGUAACCCCCCAGACUUACUUUAUCACACCCUCUCUCAUAAGAACUAACAGUAAGUGGUACCAUUUGGAUGAGAGGAUACCUGACAGGUCUCAGUGCACCUCUCCACAACAAGGAACUGUGACUCCCUCCACGUCAGGAUGCGUCAGGGACCGAACGCUGCCCAAAAACCACUGCGACUCCUGCCACUGUUGCAGAGAAGACAUGCACAGCAUGCAUGCAUCUACCCUACAGAGGAAAUCAGCAAAAGACUGUAAAGACUCGUUUUGUCCUCCUUCGCUAUGUCAGGUCCCACCUACUGAGAAAAGUAAAAGUACUGUCAAUUUUUCUUACAAAGCAGAGACACUCACAAAGCCCAAGGAYGUAGAAAAGCAGACUAAGAAAUUUGGACUCAAAUUAUUCCGGUUAAGUUUUAAGAAGGACAAGACAAAACAGCUGGCGAAUUUCUCUGCCCAGUUUCCUCCGGAGGAGUGGCCGCUAAGGGACGAAGACACCCCUACCACUAUACCCAGAGAGGUGGAAAUGGAGAUUAUCAGGCGCAUUAACCCAGACUUGACUGUGGAAAAUGUCAUGAGGCACACUGCACUAAUGAAGAAACUUGAAGAAGAAAAAGCUCAACGGAGCAAAGCUGGAUCAUCAGCUCACCACAGUGGAAGAAGUAAAAAAAGUAGGAAUCACAGGAAGUCUCACGGGAAAUCGAGGUCGCACAGUAAGACUCGGGUGUCCAAGGGAGACCCAUCUGAUGGUUCUCAUUUGGAUAUACCUGCUGAAAGAGAGUAUGAGUUUUAUGAUCCCUUGACUCGAUCCCCACGGGAAGGUUGUUUUAUAAUAGAGCACAAGGGAGAUAAUUUUAUAAUGCACAGCAACCCUAACAUGAUUGAAUCUCACUUUCCCAUGACACCGGAGUGGGAUGUGUCUGGUGAGUUGGCCAAAAGAAGAACUGAAAUGCCUUUUCCUGAACCUUCCAGAGGGAGCUCCCACUCCAAGGUCCAUCGGAGCCACAGCCAUACACAGGAUAGAAGAUCAAGGAACGAGAGGUCCAGUAAGGCCAAAGAAAGGUCUAGAUCUAUGGAUAACUCCAAGGGCCCUCUGGGCUCUGCUACUUUGGGCACACCUGAAGACAUUGGCGAAGGCUGUAGCCCGGAUGACCAAACGACCAGCCAAACCUACAUCGACGACAGUACCUUAAGGCCAUCUCAGUCACUCAGUCAUCAAAGGGCUCUCAUGUCGUCCGCAGGCUACAAAGAGACCUGCAUCCCCGAAAUCGUUAGUGGCAGCGUAGAAACCCCCAGUUCCUGUAGCCUGUUGGAGCAAAACAAGCCGACGGAGAGCCUGCCGUCCUACAGCGAGCUCAACUCCUGCGCCACCAAGUCUGCCGUCGAGGACUAUUUCCAGUGCAACACGUCCAGUGAGACCGUGCUCACUGCCCCGUCACCGCUGGGCAAGAACAAGGAGGACCACGACACGCUGACGGUGGCAGACGGGCUCAAGAAAAUGGCCGCCUCCGAGAGACAGUCCCAACACGUUGCCAGGGAGCCUGGCGCGCACAAAGAGGAGUCCCCCAAGACGCCAAGCAGCAGCUCAGCAGUUGCCGGCCAAAGCCCGGAGGUGAUUGCCAAUGGGCGCCUGGUGCAGCACCACAGCGCUGAGUCGAGCAGCCUUGACAAAAGGAAAGAAAUAUUUAGCAAGGACACGCUCUUCAAACCUCUGCACAAUACUCUCUCUGUGAACAGUUACCACAAGUCUGGCACAGCCCUGCUGAAGCCCCAUCAGAAGCCGCCCUCUGACACACUGCCUGUGAGAUGUGAGAAGCUUGAGCAGGCGCUCGUAACCUCAGUGACCCAGGGCAUGCCCGUCCCGCAGCGACCGCAGGAGGCGGGCGGCACCCAGGAGGCCUCCUUCGACUACUACAACGUGUCUGAYGACGACGACUCCGAGGAAGGGCCAAACAAAAACGCCGAGGAGGAGAAGAACCGGGAUGAUGUUGGCACUAUGCAGUGGCUGCUCGAGAGGGAGAAGGAAAGGGAUCUGCAGCGGAAGUUUGAGAAGAAUCUCACUCUUCUCACGCCGAAGGAGACGGAGAACAGCAACAACCAGAGAGCCACCCACUCAGCUCGCCUGGACAGCAUGGACAGCAGCAGCAUUACUGUGGACAGCGGGUUCAACUCUCCACGCACCCGCGAGAGCCUGGCGUCCAACACCUCGAGCAUCGUGGAGAGCAACAGGCGGCAGAACCCGGCGCUGAGCCCGGCGCACGGCGGCGCGGGCCCCGCGUUCAGCUUCCGCGCGAGCGCCGAGCCGCCGCCGAGCGAGGCCGAGAAGCUGCAGAAACCUGCCAGCUGCCUGCAAGCCUCUGUCACGAGUGUCUGAUAGUCCGUCACGUCUCCGGUCGCAUCCUAUACAGCAACGUUUACGACACUGGGACUGAUGUUUACAUCUUUGGGGGGAAAAAAAAAGAAAACCCACGCAUCUCGACCACAGUUUUGGUGUUUACUUAAACUGUGCUGCUAUGUAGACUAGGAGCAACAAAGAAAUCUUUAUUUCAAGGUAUUGCUUUUCACGUUUGCGGCUCUGUAGCAACAGAAUAGCAGUAGGGAUAAUAUGUACACUUUUUGCUUCACUUAAUUGUAACUGAGCACAUAUAUGAAAGUCUAGACACUGUAAGUGUAAUCUGCAUUUUCAAUGUCCAUGCAGUUGCCAACUUCAUUUAAAAAAAAAAGAGGAAAAAAAAAAUGCCACAGAUGUGUGAUGCCCCCGGUCAGAGGCUCAGCUCUGCUGCAGAGCUGGUCGUUUUUUACUUGGGAAACUGAGCCACUGCUGAAAGUAGCCAGCCAGGAUCACUUUGAGGAAAAACAAUGCCAAACAUGACAAGUGAUGACCUCAGCUCUAGCUGUGAAUUAUUAAUACCAAUCAGUCAUUUUCACUGUGUGGUUUUGUGACAUGGUUUUGCAAAUACCCGUAUAAGGGAGUAAAAGGAGGUUGUGGUUCUUGUUUUUUGGGUUUUUUUCUUUAAGUAUGUAGGGUGGGGAGGGAGACUGGCUUCCUAUUUGUGUCUCAAAAGUAUGGGAGAUGUUUACGUUCCGAAGCUUGCUACUUGACCUUCCAUAGUCAUGAAUGAGGAGGAGGAGGAGGAAGGCCUUGGCAGAGAGGGGGAAAGGGGAGGGAAGGGAAAGUUGAAGUGUCGUGGAGCCACAGUGUGGAGUGACACAAAUUAUCUUUAGUAUAAAUCAGAUAUUUAAAAGAGACCAUCUCAUUUCCUGUGUCACUUCGGUAUUGCAGCUUGCCAUUAAUAUAAGAAUCAAAAUAGCUAAUUUCUUUGAACAAAAAUAUUCUUUAUGAUAUAAAUGACGAGUAUGACCUGAAGAAAUUAUUUCUUUCUAGUGGAAGGACAUAAAUCUAUUUUAUGUAGCUUUUUAAAUAGAGUGCCUAAAUUAGGCUAUUGAAAAUAGCAUACAUUGUAGUGAUUAUCAGAGAACAAAAUCUAGAGAAUUAUAAACUUCUGGCCUUUCUAUACAGUGGAUGUUAUUUGCAAUUUAGCAUUUCAUGGACACGUCUAGUUUUGGGAAAUUAAAUGUGUCCAUAGGGUUGGCAGUAGAAAUCUGAAUUCUGUAGGUAUAGUAUAUCCUAAUUAUUCUCCCCUAAACCGUUACUCCAAAGUAAUUAAUAAUAAGCUAGUUACUGCAGAGUAACUUCUAAGAAUAGUUAAACUCCAAGAGUAAUUUUUAGGUAUAGGGUCACGUUCUGCUCUCUUACUCAUGCAAUUUGAUAAUGCAACAAAGUGACUUCAAAAUUAAGUAUAUAUUUAUUUUUUAUGAGAACAGUCGAGUUGGUGGAAGAAUAGCAAAGAUAUUAAAACACUCAGCAGUCCAAAUUGUUGAAUACAAAAGGGACAUUUACAUGGUCUAGCCCUUGGUAAUACACAGGUCUUAAGCCCAGCUGUACAUAUUAAAAGGCAGUAUUUUCAUCAGGUUCUGGUGACAUGUAACUGCUUUGUAUAAAUCAUUUGAGCCUCACUCACACUCUGUAUUGUCAUCAGAAGGCUUUCCUGAAGAUUCAGCCUUACGUUGCACAGUUGGAUAUAGUUCAUUUACUUAAAAAGCGACUUUCUAACUCUGGACACGCUCGGUUUCCGAUUUUAUCAAGAACAUAUUUAUUUCAUCCCCAGUAAACGCAGAGGUCUGGUUUACUUGUUGCCAAUGUAUAAAUUCCAUUUCAUAGGAGCAAUAAGACCUUUCAGUGCACAUAAAGGAAAUUAUUGUGCUUUUGGUUGGUUAUCAAAGUCACUUGGCCUUCAGCCUUCUGCCUUAUCAUACCUUCCAAGAUGUGCUCUAAUUACCAUAUAAUGCUUUGCAUGACGCAUCUUAUUGUUCGAUAUGUAACUCCAGCAGUACUUACUACCUGCGAACUGUAGAUUCAGAGUUUUUGUGGGGAAUUGUCAUAUACUAUGCAGUGGCUGACUGUGAUUUUGUUUCUGAGAUGAGCUCUGACAGUAGUAUGUAUCAAUUCAGUAAAUAAAAAUGUCAAAACUUACCUUAAUUUAUAGCUGAUGAUCUGAAGUACUAAAUGGCAGUAUUAAAAUGUGAACAGCAAAAGCAAAUUUUACCUUUUGGGGAAAUGUCUGGUUGUCAUAAACUAAUCGGAGUUUAUGCAGGCAGCUGGUUGUGCAGAAGAUACCAUUACAACAAAACAUGGUAAUAUAUAUACCUGCAAGCUGUAUAGCAUGUUAUUUCCUAAAGUUCCCAUAGACCAGCAGACAACACAAAUGUCAUAUUAAUGUUGACAUGGCAUUGUACCAAUAUUAAUGUGACUCUUGGAAUAUGGAAUGUAAACAGAAGUUUCAAGUAGAAACGUUCUAAUCUUUAAUUUUAUUUCCUUUUAAAUCAACAGUGGAAUAUAAGGAAAUUCCGUCUUGAGGUUCUGGUAACAAAACCACGAGAGUGGAGCUUGAGUGCUUUAUGUCACCCUAAUCCUUUGAUGAAAUCAUAGCCUUGUAUUAUGUGGUUGCUUAUCUAUCAUUCUUCUUCUAAUGUAUCAAUUUAAAGGUUUACAGAAUUAGAUUAGGUUAAAUCUGUGUUGUGUUCAGCUGUAAAGGGUCAACACAAAUCUGUCGGCAUUUUGCACACUUAAUAUGUAUUAUUAUAAUACAACAUGUUACUUUUAUGGUAAUUUUUUUUACACAUAUAACUACCUCCAUGAAUUUGAUGAAAUGCAGCAACAUAAAAAGUGUAUUGUAAAAAAGCAAGGUUAAAUACUUUGAAGCAUUAGGUCAUGGCGUUCUCGUGUGUGUCAAUGCUUGCAUAUGAAGUCAUCAUGUUUCCAUUGCCACAAUUUCCUUUCGCUAUAUUAAAAAAUCUGGCUUUUUAGAUGAAUCACUUGAGAUUUUGACAAGGCCACAUGAUUUGGUUAGAAGUGAAAGGGAGGAGGCUGAAACCUUCGAUCCUCUCCUCAGUUACUGCUAACAUUUCUGCCUGGUAUAACUUGAAAAUGUAUUUGUGCUUUAGCAAAAUGGGAACAUCUACAGUCUGUGAAAUAUGAUUGACAGCUUGAGGUUUAACAGAAGACACUGGGUAUUUUCUUGGCAGCCUUCAAAUUCUUUGGGGCCCUACUCUGCCUCCCAUUUUUGCCAACAUAUCAGGUCAGAGUUUCUCUUAACGGGCUAAAGCAGAGUGUACUGGAUUUUAAAAUAGCUCCUGCUUCAGUGAUACACGCUGUUUUCUAAACUGUGCAUUGAAACACUCGCUCCUAUAGAAAUCGCCAGCAGCCUUUAAAUUGACUUCCCUGGGAGCAGUAYUAGGGUCCCUGCUCAAGGUGUGCGUCUAUUGUUUGGAGAAAGCUGGAGAGUUUCCAGGAAAAAUGAAAUGGGCUUUCGAGAAGUAGCCAGUUGCAACAGCCACCUCUAAAGAGAGAGAAAAAAAGAGAUUUUUUUUUUCCCCAAAAACCAAAGGAAGAAAGUGGCAGUUGAACCUAAGCAGAUCACAUUUAUGUACAAAUCCCGAUUUACGAACACCUCUUUCAGCAAACCCAGUACCAUAAUCCUGAUGCAGAUAGAUUGAUAAAUAAUCAUCUGUUGAGCUAMUUUUGCUGUAUGAAUAUUUCAGUUAAAAAUCAUAAGAAAUCAUUAUCCAUUCGACUCUUUGCACCACUGUAAAAUGUCCGUAAUACAAGAAACACUGUUUGCUCCACUUUUAUAAUGUAAAAUGUAUUGGGAAACAAAGAUUUUAAUGAAAACYGUGGCUUAAGUGAUCAUUAGAAGAAGUCAUUUUUAUAAAAGCGAAUAAGCAAACCAAUAUUCGCAGUAUCCUCUUUAAAAGUCUUUAGGGUAAGUCUAACCGGUAASAAAGUGGUUUAUGUUUAUAAUCCACAGUUAUUCGUUUGAUGCAUUAAGUUUGUGUCAGAGGAGAGAAACUAGCUUGGAGUCCGGCACYGACUCUUACAGUAGCAGUGCCAAAAAAAAUUGCGUUUUCAGUCAUAYGAGUACUGCCAGCAGUGGUUUUCAGGACGGUUAAUUAAAAAUUUGUCUUUCGAAUACAUUUCACAGAACUUUUCCCAACGUGAUUGCUCAAAUUGUUGUGCUGAGUAAGCGGAUAGCACUCUCUUAAUCUGGUGUCACACCCACCGUUUACAAUUCUCUUUGCUCUUCUGAAGAAAGCUGUACAGUAUUAGAGAGAAAUGUUCUAUUUUUUACAUAAUUCUUUAAGAGAGAAAAAAAAAAGUAUAUAUCUAAAAUGUUCCCCCCCUCAACAUAAGUAAUGUGGUUCAUGCAUCAGAAAAUUUCUGCUGCAUACAGUGGACCCAACUAAAAGCCAAGCUGGUGCUAGAAGAAACGGGACUAUCACUCUUCCUCUAAGGCAGCACUCUAAAUUUUGAUUUCAGUUACGUGGGUGUAAAUCUGACGAAACUCCCCUGAUUUUACCCGGCUCUAACGGAGAUCAGAAUCUGUCACUAACUCCUUUGACGCUCUAUUCUGAGCUGAGGAUUUCUGUGUUCCUCCCCUUGAAAAAAACGAGACACCCAAGAAGGAGCAGAAGGCCACAUGCAUGCAGCUGGAUUUGGAAACCCAGCUCGGGGUGAAUCCCUAGCGCAAUGCGCAGUCAGCAGCCCCUUCCCCAGCCGGGAUGCCAGGACAAAAACCACGGGCUUUGCACCUYGGAGGGCAAUUUUGGGUGCA